Molecule: messenger RNA, 3342 nt
Organism: Naegleria lovaniensis
Lineage: Eukaryota; Heterolobosea; Eutetramitea; Acrasida; Naegleriidae
Exons: 2
Coding region: 1-3342 (1113 amino acids)
Cellular component (GO): nucleus
Molecular function (GO): DNA binding
Source: RefSeq, a predicted model, not a curated record
AUGCCCAAAAAUUCCAAAUCUCCUGCCAAAACGAAAACACCCAGAAAGAGCAAAUCAGGCAGCGUGCGAAAACAGCCUUUAAAUUUUGUGAUGAAAGGAAGCGAUGAUGAAAAUAAGAAUAAUACACCAUUUCAAGGUGGAGGAGUAGUAUCAUCCGAAGCUAUUCCGAUUACUAGUAGUAAUAGCAGUCAUGACGAUGAUGCGCUUAAUAGUGAUGAUGUGAUGAUCAUUCACGAACCAUCAUCUAGUGAGAAAUUAAACACGAUUGAUAUUGAUCAACAACAACAACCAGAAAUUCAUAAUGAUCAUAGUCAUACCUCAUCGACGACGAGUCGUAAUAAUUCCAUUUCCACUCCUCUUCAUUCAUCUCCUAAGAAACGAAAUCAUUCUUCGACAACCAAACAACAACAGCAGCAUACAAUCACGAAUUUCUUUUCAUCACCAUCUUCUUCUUCUUCUGUACAAAAGAAAAGUGUGGAUGAUGUAGAAUUGUUAAAUUCUCAGGCAUAUUUUCCUACUGAAUUAUUGGCAAAUUCAACAAUGCUGUCUCAAAACUCAACAGAUUUUCAAGGUAUGCAACAAGAGGAUACAUUCUCCAUUCCAAGCUUAUCUCAAUCGUCUAAACAAAAUACUCCUCCUAAAUUAACAACAACCCUCACAUUCAAACAAAAACCAUCACCAAACAAUCAUUCUACAUUGACAUCGCCAGCAGUCACAACAAACGACACAUCAUCGUCAAUGGUGACACCCAAAAAACCUGUCAAGACAUUAAAAAUGAAAGAUGACACUACUUCCUCGAAAAGCAAGAAGAAAAACGAGUCCACCAAACGAAAGAGAAGUGAAAUACCACAUGUCGAAAGCAUCAACAGCUCAGACAGCAGCGAAGAAAAUCAACAGUUUGUCUCGACCAAGAACAAAAACACAGAUGAAAUUGUUGGCAGUGUCGCUUCCAUAUUUUUGACAAAGGAACAAAAGAAAAGGAAAAAGGAACUACAAGUUCAAAGUGAGCAUCAAAAAAAUCAAGAAAAACGAAAGGAAUUGAAUGAAUUAUUUUGUAAAGGUUCAGGCGAACAUCCCUUAAUGGCAUUUCAGAGAGAACAAAAAAAAGUACAAAAAGAAGCUAAAAAAACGACUCAUGCUGAGGAUCAUGACUUUUGGCAAGGUGUAAAACCAAUCACCUGUAAUGUGACAACACAAGCUUUGAAACAUUUUGGAAAUUGUCAACAUGUGAAUUACGUAAAUAAGAUUUCCGUGGAAUGCUUGUGUACGACGAGUAAUAGCAACACAAUGAUUAAUAUUGACGACCUUCUUCCAGAAGACGAUAGCAAUGAAAUAUCUACUACCUAUGAAAACACUCAAAUAAUUCCACUAUUGAACAAAUUAACAUCAGCAUCCAUUGAGCAACCUAAAUCAAGUAGAACAUUUGAAAAGAAAGUCCAUGACUUGAGCACAGAAAACACCUUAGCCACGGAGAACAAGCUACCACAGAUUGAGAAAGCUGUGGAGAUUUUGUAUCCCAAAUCAAUGUGGAACACAGAGAAACAUCGUUUCACAACUGAAUUCAAAAAUCUUGAAGAAAAGAAAUGGAGAAAAGCUAAAGCUCUCCAAGAACAACAACAGAAACUCCAACCAAUAGAUCUUGACGCUGAAAAUUCAAUGGAAAGCUCCAAUAGCAAUAGCGGUUUUGAAAGACGAGAGGCACGACGUGAAAAUCUCUCUGAAGAUUUAUGGUUUGUCAAAUACAGACCUACUCAUUCCAAACAGGUCAUUUGUAGAAAUUCAGAAGCCAAUGAACAAAUUCAUGAAUGGCUCGAGUCAUGGAAGAACAUGUUAAGCUCAUCAAAACCAUCUUUGAAACAAUCCAAACGCACCAAAAAGAGAAAACCAAAAGAAGAAGAAGCUAGAAGAAAAAGCAAAAAAGAAAAGGAAUUUUUCGAUGCCUUCACGGAUGACGAAGAGGAAAAUGAUUUGGAAAAUUGUCUCAUUAUUUAUGGUCCCAAUUCUGGAAAGACUGCUUCUGUGAGUGCAAAUGCCACUGAACUUGGAUUUGCAGAGUUAGGAUUGGAUGCCUCGAAGGAACGAACCAGUAAGAGUGUCACCGAGUUGAAAGAAACCACGCAAUCACGUGGCCUACGAGAAUCUCACGAAACAAUUAUCGUCAUUGAGGAUGCAGAUGUCACUUUUAAAGAAGAAUCCUAUUCAUCGUUUGUGAAUGGUGUUGAAAAAUUGGUAAAAACAUCCAAACGACCGAUUAUUCUCGUUGCAGAUCAUUUGAAAAGUGAUUCCCCACUGAAAUCAUUUUGUAAGAAGUCCAUUUGUUUUUUAAACGAGAAACCCUAUUUGAAUCAUAGCAUUGACAAAGAUACGAUCGAUCAACAUUGUAAAUACUUGCUGGAUGUGACAUGCUACAUCUAUUCGAUAUGUCUAUGUGAAGGACUUUCUGUAGAUUUAGAGAGAGACAUUCUACCAGUCACCGCAUACUUUUUAGGAGACUUAAAGAAAAUACUUUUAAUGCUUCAAUUUUGGCUUUGUCACGUUCAAUAUCAUGACACAUUAAUGAAUGAAAGACCAAGUCUAUUGGAAGUGAUUUUAGGAUUGAAUCGACUUGAAAAUUAUAGUACUACUAUUACAUCAUUUCGUCAUGCUGAAGACGAUUUUGAAUUAAUGGAUCAAUUGGAUCUGCCGUUCAAUAAUUAUUUAUAUAAUGGAAAUGCAGAUUCAAAGAGAAUUCCUGCAGAUUUUAUUUCUCUCUUGUCACAUGCUGACACGGUACGAAACUAUCAUGACCAACUCUCUUGCAAUAUUUAUUCGACACUGGAAAUUUUAUCCAUUCAUACAUUGCUUCCAAACAAACGACUUCAAUCCAAUGCAACAACAAUACAAAGGCCAUCAAGUGAAAGUAACAAUGAUAACGUGUCUUCUUCCAUCAUUAUUGAACGCAUAAUUGAUCCGUCCAUGAUCCCAAUAAUCAGAAACAAUGGUGAGAAUAUGACGCUUACUACGCAAAAUAUUCUAUUUAAAUUCAAAAAGCAAUGCUUUGAGUCGUACAUGAACUCUGUGAUACAACAUGUCAUUUUCACACCGAAAGAAGAUCAACUGGUCAUACCAAGUGUCUAUCUCCUUAAGAAGGAACAUAGUGUACUGUUGCAGCAUGUAUUUACACUGUGCAACUUGGAAGAAAAUAGAAGAACCGAAGGACGUACGAGAAGAUUCUUUCACUACCUCAAAGAUUUGCUGGAAAGUCAUAUUGAGACGUUAGACAAGCUAGCAAAACCGUUCAAGAUUAAGGGUAUUGAAAAUUCCAAACGCAUGGAUGAUGACGAAGAUGAUGAUGACGUUUAA